Molecule: messenger RNA, 2300 nt
Organism: Paramuricea clavata
Lineage: Eukaryota; Metazoa; Cnidaria; Anthozoa; Malacalcyonacea; Plexauridae
Source: the annotation of a GenBank genome assembly
AUUUGAUGAUAUGGUCAAUGACAGAAAGUUUUUCUCCUGAAGAGAUCUACAAACAACUUGUUGAUCUUGUCCAAUCUCCCGAGGAGCCGAAAGGAAUUCCCUUCUCCGAACGUAUCCCGUCACCGAAAUGUCUGAAAGAUCGAAUCGCUAUUGUUGGUGCUGGUCCAGCUGGGAUACAUAUGGCCUAUUUAUUGAAGAAAAAAGGUUUUAAAAAUAUUGUAGUGCUUGAGAAAAGUAAACGUGUUGGCGGCAAAACCUUAACUAUCAUACAUCGUGAUACAGCACAUGACCUGGGCGCGUGCUGCACCCAACCUGGCUAUGAAAAUGUUCAUGCACUGGCUCAAGAGUUUGGGGUUUGGGAACCAGCAAAUUUGCCUCCACUUAACGUUUGGUUGGAUCAACUUUCUAUCCCAAUUAAUUACUCAUCGUAUGUUUUUCCUGAAGCUAUGAAAUUAGCAGAAACGAAUGAUCCAAAAGUUGCUGCUGAAAAACUUUUUAUGUCCUUGCUUAAGUAUGUCCGUCUUCAUCGUGAAUUUUUUGGUAAAUACAAAGGAGAAUUAAUGAGAAAACCUACUCCACGAGUGAUGAACUUAAUCAACUGUACAUUCCUGGAAUUCAUUGAAAAAAAUGGUCUAACAAUGCUUAAGCCCAUUUUUAUCAUGUCUCACACCGGACAAGGUUUUGGUCAUGUGGAUGAAAUAUCCGCUAUGUAUGGUUUAAUAUGGAACACACCGCACUUUUUAACAGAAAUGGCAGGUGGUAUGUUUACUGGACAAUCACAGUUUUACACGAAUAAAGGCGGUUUCCAGACAGUCUUUGAGACAAUACAAACUUAUGAGAAUAUUGACGUGCGUUUCGAUGUUGAGAUCAGUCGAAUUUACCGAAGAAAUGACAAGGUCCUUAUAAAAUACUCAACCAGCAGAGAUUGGGCAGAAUUUGAUUUUCUGAUUUGGACACCAAGUUUGUCUUCAACCCUCCAUUUAAUCGACCCCAGUGAGAAAGAGAAAGAACUCUUUUCUGGACUCACUACUGCUUGGUGUACGACAACGCUAUAUGAUUCCACGUAUGGCAACCGUGGUGACUCACCCAUAGACUUCUGGUUCAGUACCAUCGAAAAAAAACGAGAUCAUGGAGUAUGGGAACAACGGGACUCUUAUGGUACCGUGAAUAAUCAUCAUGGACCGGAAUAUCAAAAUGGGUCCCUUCCUGGAGGACCAGAUGGUCAGUACAUUCGAACUGGAGUGGCGUACCAAUAUGGAAGAGAGAAACCGGAUGAAUCCAGUCUUGAUGAAAUACUUCGACAACAUUUUACAAGCUUGGAUGCCGCCGAAGUCAAAGUAAUUCAAAAGGAAAUUUGGGAAUACUUUCCGCGAUUCUCACCUCAAAAGAUGGCAAGUGGCGUUCUCUGGGAUAUAUUUGACAAUCAAGGAAGUAGGCGCACAUGGUUUGCGGGCUCAUCGGUUAUUGUUGAAUCUGUGAAAAGUGUUCUUGAAUACAACAAAUUGUUGGUGUCAAAAAUGACAGAAGGCAUGUCUUGCUGAUAAAUAAGAACUUUAAUUUUAAUCUUUUUCACUAUUGAGUAUUGAUGAUUACAUGCAUGCAUGAUAGAUUUCAUUAUGAUUUUAAGGUAUGUGUCAACCCAAUGGACCAAUCCCAUAUUACUUUAUACUUUAUACUUUAUUUAGAAAUGGUAAAUACAUUGCAGCCAUGAGCUGAAUUGCGUAUUAUACUUACAAUUAAAAAUUAUUAAAAAUUAGAGUUUUGAAAUAUAUCAAAGUAUUAUGAUUAAUUAACUAAAUUGUCAAAAGUGUCUGUUUAUAAUAAGCAUGCAAAAGUUAUUAAGAAUAUAAAAUAGGUAAAUGAAGAGUAAAACCUAUUCAGUUUUGCUACUCGAUGCCAUAAUAAAACUAUUACUAAACCGAUUGGUUUUACAAACUGGAACGUCAAAAGAUCUAAUAGAUCUCAGGUCGUGGAUGGAGUUAUGCCUUGGCGGCAAGAGGUAAUGUAGACUGUGAUUAGAAUCUUUGAUAAUUGCAUUAAACAAUUUCUUGCAGCUGUUUUGAUGGUGAGUGGAAAGAUGUUCAAUUCCACUGAGAUUUAAAGCUUCCUCAUAUUUCAAAUGGGGAUAAAUAAUUCCAAAUACGCGUUUCUGGACUCGUUCCAAAUCUUGACUUAAAUACUUGGGUAGGCUGUAGUGGAAAACCGGGACAGCAUAGUCCAACACAGAUCUUAUACAGGUUAUGUAAAAUGUGAUUAGUUCUUGUAUUGGGAUUUUUGCUCUCUUAAGUUGAAUAAGGAAA